Molecule: messenger RNA, 897 nt
Organism: Sphenostylis stenocarpa
Lineage: Eukaryota; Viridiplantae; Streptophyta; Magnoliopsida; Fabales; Fabaceae
Source: the annotation of a GenBank genome assembly
AUGGGUCGAAAACGUUCUUCGAGAAGCACCGAUAGAGCUCACGUUAUGCCUAAUGUUUCCAAUGGAAUCUUACAAUUGCUUGGGGUGUCAAACUCUCAGCAUGAUAUCCAACGCCCUGGGUUUUCAUCAAAGAAGCAUCCAAAUUUGUUGUUGGAUGAAUUGAAAAGGCCUCAUGAAAAAAGUCCAACUAGGGAGAAACCAAACCAGGAUCAAGGAUCUCAAAAGAAGCCUAUUACUAAGAAAAAUUCCAAAUAUUGUGGUACAUAUGUGAGGCGAUCAGAACGCAUUAAAAGUGCAAUUGUUUGUUCCCCCAAAACCAACUGUGGCAUUGAAGUCAUUGAGGAUAUACCUGUUAGUGAUGUUGAGAAAGAUGAAUUAGAUACUCAAGAGGAGCAAGUAUUGGGAGGACCAGAGUUGGUGCUGGAGCUGCCACAGAAGCUGGAGUCAGAGUCAGAGCCAGAGCUUGAAGAAAUUUUGGGUGAGAAGAGCUUGGAUGAAAAGGUUGACUCUGCCUUACAUAGAAUAGAUGCCCUUGAUAAGACCGUGGAAUGGUUGAAAUCCAAGGUGGAUGAAACUUUUGGCUUUUAUGAAGCUCCAUCAAUGGCACCUACAGGUUACAAGAGCAUGUACAUUGACUCACAGAAGAAGAUUGAAGCUUUGACAGAAGAAAAUCAACGACUAAAUGGAAAGCUGGCAAAUGCUCUGGGCAAAAUAGAAGUGUAUGAGAAAGAGAUUCGUGCUUUGAUUGAUGUACUGGAUAAAACAAAGGAUUCUGUUAAGGAUGUUAUGAUUUCAAAUCUGGCAAAAUCUGUAGACGCGGCUGUUAAUGUAUCAACUCAAGCCAUCAACAAUGCGCGUUCUGCUUCUGCUCUGAAGAGAAAGAAAAAUGAAGGCUGA